AUGGCUGGUAAUUGCGUGAUAGAUUUCGAUCCAUAUAAAAUGUUGGACUUGAAACCAGAAUGCACGGAUACAGAAAUUGUGAAAGCAUUCAGGAAAGCUGCCCUGAAAUGGCAUCCCGACAAAAACCCUGAUCGUAAGCAAGCAGCGCAAGAGAUGUUCCUGAAGAUAUCUAAGGCUUUUGAAUUGUUAUCGGAUGCAGCUGCUCGAGCUGCUUACGACCAUGUGCUGGCUACUAGAACGGCACGUGCUGUUUAUGUACAGAGAAGACAGAAGAAUGAAAGCGAGAAACGACGGAAAUUACGUGAAGAGCUUGAAAGGCGCGAAGCAAAUGUAUUAAAUGUUCAGCAAGAUGAAGAAAAGGCCAGAAAAGAGCUUGAAAAGGAGAUUCAGCGUCUGCGAAAAGAGGGUUCAAAACUAUUACAGCGUGAAAGAGAAAAUAUCGAACGAGAAAUUUGUAAAAAUGCGGCUAUGGAAGAGCAGAGCGGUGAUAAGCGUAAUCUUUUAAUGCCACGGCUGCUAGCCCGAUACAAAGUAAGAUGGGGACGGGAAGGUGAUCGAUGUGAUUAUGAUGGAGAUGAUCUUAGAAAAUUAUUCUCUAAGUAUGGACACGUUUCUGAUAUAAUUUCAAGCGGUAACAAAGGCAUGGCAAUUUUGGAGUUUGACGAAUUAUUGGACAUAGAUGGAGUUGAAAAGGAAAUUGGAAAACCAGAUGUGCCGAUUACUGUGACAUGUUUGCUAAAACCACCUACUUUCAAGACACAGUCAAAUAGAUCAACAGAACGACCGAUGACAUCAGUUGAAUUCGCCGAUUUUGAAUCUGAAGUUCUAGCGACGAUGAUGGCCGGGUCGAAGCGGAAAGCUAAUGAUGGAGAAAGCAAGUUUGAUAACCUAUGA
This is a messenger RNA of Acanthocheilonema viteae, 894 nucleotides long. The record is from the annotation of a GenBank genome assembly. NCBI's taxonomy places the organism in Eukaryota, Metazoa, Nematoda, Chromadorea, Rhabditida, Onchocercidae.